Messenger RNA from Cylas formicarius (sweet potato weevil), 713 nucleotides. It is a transcript of the gene Taf12, whose product is annotated as transcription initiation factor TFIID subunit 12. Gene Ontology annotation, cellular component: transcription factor TFIID complex; SLIK (SAGA-like) complex; SAGA complex. Gene Ontology annotation, biological process: DNA-templated transcription initiation; RNA polymerase II preinitiation complex assembly. The record is from RefSeq and is a predicted model, not a curated record. Bases 64 to 678 code for a protein of 204 amino acids. The transcript has 3 exons. Gene Ontology annotation, molecular function: TBP-class protein binding; protein heterodimerization activity; DNA binding. NCBI's taxonomy places the organism in Eukaryota, Metazoa, Arthropoda, Insecta, Coleoptera, Brentidae.
CUAAAUGUUUACAUUAUUCUAUGGUUUGGAGUGAUAGUUUUUUGGUUGCUUAGUUUCACGAAAAUGUCUUUACCGAAUAUGCAGAACAAUUUCGCUGGGCAAAAUAUAAUAGUGACUCAGGUUCAAGCUCCUCAUACUAUAAUAACCCAAAAUAAUGGAAUUGUCACGAAUUCUAUCGCACAUGAAAGCCAAAUAACUCAAAUGCAGCAUAAUAAUAUGGUUGAUAAUCAACAAUUAUCAGGUCUACCUACAAAUCUUGUACAAUCAGUUCAGCAACCUGUUCAAAUACAAAAUCCAACACCAACGAAACAACCAGUCCAGAAUUCUACAUCCGCUAAUAUUAAUGAACCGGUACUCGUAGUAACUAAGCAGCGGCUGCAGGAUCUUGUUAGAGAAAUUGACCAAACUUUGAAUUUAGAGGAAGAAGUUGAGGAGAUAUUGUUGACUUAUGUGGACGAAUUUGUUGAUAGAUGCCUUAAUGGGGCUGCUUCAAUUGCCAAGCAUCGGCGUGUUAACAACAUUGAGGUGAAGGAUGUUCAGCAAUAUUUAACUCGCAAUUACAACAUGUGGACGCCUGGAUUUGGUACUGAUGAAUUGCGACCAUAUAAACGAAGCCUAACGACGGAGGCCCAUAAGCAGAGAACGGCACUGAUUAGAAAAUCAUUAAAGAAAUAUUAGGUCCCUGUAAAUAUUUUAUUGGUAUUCUAGGAGGG